Molecule: messenger RNA, 5412 nt
Organism: Sitodiplosis mosellana (orange wheat blossom midge)
Lineage: Eukaryota; Metazoa; Arthropoda; Insecta; Diptera; Cecidomyiidae
Gene: side-VII
Product: protein turtle
Exons: 17
Coding region: 1914-4691 (925 amino acids)
Molecular function (GO): protein binding
Source: RefSeq, a predicted model, not a curated record
CGUACACACAGCAAGCAAACGUACGAACGACCGAGGCAGCAGCGCUCGAACACCUCAGCUAUGGAAUUUCGUCUUCAGUUUGAUCUGGACUAGCGAUUGCGAUGUACACAGAUUCAUAUUUUUUUGCGUAUUCUGUUCCAUGGUUUCGGAGUGCGUGUGCAUUCGAUAUUCGAACAUUUACGCGAGUAUCAGUGAAUGUAAUCAAAGUCUACCUGUCGGAUUAUAGUUGUUCUGUGUGAACUGCGCUCUCAGUGUUUUCGACUCUUUAGCUCGCCGAGUUUUCACUUUUUUUUCUGUCUCUCAGUUUGUUUGUCCUUCUUUCUACCGGGACAGCAUCAUUUUGGAGUUUUUGAAAAAUGCAUUGAGACAGCAACUACUUAUAAACCGAAAAAAUAAUGUCGGACAAGUGGUUUUUUUAAUAGAAAAAAAGAAAGAAUAUUAAACUGAUAAGUGACUUUUCAAAUGGUAAACAACAAACAGCAAAACUUAUGAUAUUGUGUAUGUGAACGAGCGCGCUUGUGUAUCGAACAAUUUACCUUGAAUUCAACGCUAUUUCGAAAUCAGUGCAAACUUUUUCAACAUUGAAUGCUUCCAUCAUGUUCAGUGACUGCUUAACGAUCAAUUAAAGUUUCAAUGGAUUUGGCCCGAUCUGAAUUGGAGGAGUUGUUGAUAAAACUUAUUACACCAAUCAAACCGCAACUGAUCGAACUGAACGCCCUUUCCGAUUUCGAUAAACUAUUGAAACAGCAAUUAAAAACUAAAUAAUCAAUCCAAGACAACGGAUAAUAACACGAAAUCAAAUGCGAAUGUAAUUUUAAGAAGGGCAAACGCGCAAGCGAUGCGAGAACGAUUUCGGGAAAUUACGUGGCCGUAAACAGAGAGCGAGAGAAAGACAGAGAGAGAGAGAGAGAGAGAGAGAGGAGUGAACUGUGAACUCACACACAAAUUGUGGCGGGAUAACAUAAGAGCCCACUACAAAUGAUCCAUUUUGAUUUUCAUUCAAAACCCAUUUUCUUCAGCGCCAUCUCUGAAAACUAAAAAGAGAAGAAAAAAGAACGCAAGGAAGCAAACAAAUACCGCAACAUAUUGUUUUCGCUUCAUUAAAUUUUCAUCGUACCGUGAUAUUACAAGUACUCUCAGUCUUCAUUCACCAUUUCCUAUAUAUAUAUAGAGAUUAUUUCUUUGCUGGUGUUUCGUUUGCUAAAAAAAAGCUCAGUCGUUUUAUGUUCGGUUCGUAUCUUCUUUUUUAAAUUGUUUGUCGGUGAUUUGAAUUAAAUCAAAAGACUAACCGUGCCCGGUCAAAGUGAACAAAACGAAAGCGAAGAAAAAAGAAAAGGAAAAAGCAGAGAAGCACAGAAUGUUGGGGAUUUGUAAGAGUGGUGAGAGCUUAAUUAAUGCCUAAUAACGGUGAAGAAAACUGGUGCGUUUCAAGUGCGGUGAGUGCGAGUCCAAGUUCAAGAGUCCUACAAGCGGGAAAUCCCCCUUCAAAAGAAGAAGAAGAAGAUAAAUUGAAAUACACAAUAAUCAUACUGGCAUAAUAACAAUAAUCAUCACAUUAAUACAAUAAAAUAAUGAUAAUAAUAUAAAAUUGCCGAGUAAUAGAAAAGGUUAAUUCGGAGUAUCAUCGGUCGGUCGGACGAAAACGGAAAGAGAGCGUUGCAGAGAAAAUAAACAACAACAACAACGCAAAAAGAACCAAGAAUAUUGAGAUAGAGAGAAUUCUGUCCAAAAGUGAACGGCACAGCUCAAAUCGCACUGGAGACGCGUGCAGGCAACAAACAUCAAUUGAUAUGGUGGCCCAAAAAUCGAGUGAAAUAAAAUAGAAAUCAAAAAAAAAUAGAAGAAAGAAGAAGGAGAGGGAGUAGUAGUAGUGCGGUUCAGUUGUGAAUUGUGAUCAUUAGCUACCAAAUGUAAUGUCAUCACCGUUAUCAUCAUUUUCAGCAACAGCCACCGUCAAUGAAGAUAUCAUGUGGUUCGCGGCAAGAGCUUUACUGUUGCUGACAUUAAUUUCGGAUUUCGCAGCAAGCGUCAAAGAUAUACCCGUCGUUGCGAUGGAGGCGCUUAUAGGCGAAACGACAUAUUUACCAUGCAACGUUAGCACUCACGAUGUUAACGAUGAUGUUGUGCUGGUGCUGUGGUAUCGAGCAGAUAAAGGAACUCCAGUUUACAGUGUGGACAUUCGAGAUAGAGAUUUCAAGGCGGCCAAACGAUGGUCCGAUGAAACGGUGUUUGCCAAUCGUGCUUAUUUCCUAUUCGAAAAGCAGCCAGGUGAAUUGGCCGUACAAAAUGCGAAAGAGAGUGAUUCAGGAAUUUAUCGAUGUCGCGUCGAUUUCAAAGUAGCUCAAACUAGAAAUAGUAAAGUCAAUUUGACAGUUAUACUGCCUCCUGAUAGAAUAAGUAUAAAAGACGAUACUGGCGUGGAAAGAAGCAGCGUCGUUGGACCGUACGCCGAGGGUGACAUAAUUACUUUGAGUUGCGAAGUCUUUGGUGGCAAACCGAUGCCGGUCAUUCAUUGGUACAGGGAUAGUAUACCAAUUCACAGUGAAACAUACGAAACAAACGACGGUAAGAGUGUGAAAAGUGAUAUAACCCUAGGCCCCCUUGGGCGUCAGGAUCUUAACACACGAUUAACGUGCAAAGCAAUUAAUCAUCCCCGAGCGAGUCCAUUAGAAACAACCGUCCAAAUCGACAUGAACUUCUCACCGUUGAACAUUCGCCUGUUGGGUGCACAUCAACCUUUAUCAGCGGGCAAGCGAUACGAUUUACUGUGUCAAAGUGCUGGCUCUCGACCGCCAGCUGUAAUUACAUGGUGGCGAGAUGGACAACGAUUAGAGAAAACUACCGAAACGUUGUCCAGUGACGGGAAUCAAACAACGAGUACGCUUUCAAUUACGCUGAGCCGAGCAGAUUCCGGGCGAUAUUUAUCAUGUCGAGCUUACAAUCCGGCUCUUCAGUCGGAAACUCUAAGCGAUGGGUGGCAGUUGGAUAUAACCUAUGUCCCAGAAACAAAAGUCAAGUUGGGCUCAUCACUUGAUCCAAGCACAAUACGAGAGGGUACGGAUGUUUAUUUUGACUGUCUUGUAACGGCGCAUCCGCACGUAUACAAAGUGGAAUGGCGUCACAACGGCCGUAUGCUACCUCACAACAUAUCACAAGGUGUAAUAAUAAGCAAUCAUUCACUUGUACUGCAAGGUGUUUCACGUGCAACAGCUGGUAAUUACUCAUGUGUCGGAUUUAAUGCGGAGGGAGAUGGCAUCAGUCCGUCGUUUACCCUGAAUGUAUUGUAUGCACCGUCAUGUAGCCCAAGUCAGCCCCGUAUUUACGGUGUUGCGAAACAGGAACAGGCCCAGAUCAGAUGCAGCGUUGAUGCAAAUCCGCUGGACGUUGAAUUUAAAUGGACCUUUAAUAAUUCAGCCGAAAGCAUUGACGUAGCCAGCAAUCAUGUAACGCGUUCAGGUACAUCGUCGAUCGUUACCUAUACACCGAUGACAGAACUAGAUUACGGAACUCUUUUGUGCGUUGCAUCAAAUCGAAUCGGUCGACAACGAGUGCCAUGUGUUUACCAUGUCAUAGCAGCAGGUCGACCCGAUCAAGUGCAUAAUUGUACGAUAACCAAUAUUUCGAUGACAUCGCUGGGUAUCAAAUGCUUGGAGGGCUUCAACGGUGGCCUCACUCAAUCAUUUAUGCUGGAAGUGCGUGACAUGAGCACACAGGAUAUACGAGCAAAUUUCACAUCACCAGUGGCAAGGUUUGCUGUUUCAAAUUUACAUCCGGGCAGCGUGUACAUUAUUUCCAUUUACGCGUUCAACUCGAAAGGACGUUCGGAUCCGGCUGUUUUGCCAGCAGCCAUGCUUCGGCCCGCCGAAAAGCAACUCACUGCCGAAAAAGAACGACCCCGUGCACCGAUCGCUCUGACACCGAUGCUUUCUGUGGUUAUUGGCCUAUCCGCUGCGCUCGUGAUUGGUGCGCUGGCCAUAAUUGUGGUAUUGAGAUUACCGUGUGGAGGUAGACGUCGAAGUCGUUUCAAACGUAAAGAACUGUCGCAAGGUACAACAACCGGUGAAGGAUCACCGGGUCCAAGUGACAAAAGUAUUGGCAGCAGAGAGCUCGAUGGCAACGAAAGCGAUGAAAAGAACCCGGACAUUAUACCCGACACAGUAGAUUCAGAUGAUCAGAUUGAGUAUAUUCAUCGAAGACAGCACAUUUCAACGAUUGACACAAACAGUCCACAGCGUGGUGGAAGCAGCAACGUUAGUUGUGCGGUGAAUGCAAUACCAAACCAACAAUAUGUAUCAGCUAGUGUACCAAUGCAUACGGGCCACGCGCCAGUCAACUACUGUACACUGCGAAAUGGUAGUACUAGUCAAGCGUCUGCAAACAUGGGCUCCACAUUAUCGAUAAGUCCUGUACCGAAUGCAUACCAGAAUCAAAUGACAACAUGUACGUUGCCCCGACAUCCUGGACAAGUGAAUGCACAUCAUUGGUCGUCGUAUGGUGGAACAAUUGCUAGUGUUCGUCAAAUACCACAAGUUCAAAUAAGCGGUUUACAAACAGCGCCACCGCCACCAUCGCAAAUCGCAAUGCAUCAUUUGAAUUCGAGAACGGCAAGACACUGCAUACCGGCCGCCUUAGUUGAUGACGAAGUCACCGUAGAAACACCCUUAAUGGUAAAGCGUGAAAGCACGGUAUGACUAUAGGAAACACACAGAGUCGGUGAUACGGCUCUGUGAACACAAAUAUUUUUUUUUAAAUCCAAUUCUCCAGCAUAUAUAAAUACAUAAAACAUCUAACGAUAUUUAAAAUGUUUAUUCGUAUAGUGAAGUGGCAAAGACACAUUCCAUAUGCGCACACAAUACCAAAAACCAAACUCAAAAAAUAACAAUAACAUGAAACAAACAAACAAAAAACAUACACGAACACAUUCAAUCCAAUACUCUCUUUUGACGUUCUCUGUCUGUUCUCUAUAUUAAUACCAUAACUAUUAAUGAAUCAUAGAUACAAUUUAAUUAAAAACAAAACAAAACGAAAGAAGUAAAAAAUACUAUCAAGCGCUCAAUGCAUUCGACAAGGAACGUGAAUUCAGACGAAAAAUAAAAACAAACACUGCACGGUAAUUCAAUUGAAAUGCGCUCCGCAGCGAUUUUAUGUUUGAUGUGACGGUGCAAUAUUUUGCAACAUUUAGUGGAUAUUCGACGACGAAUGUGUAAUUAACAAUGCAAUAAAUGCAGUUCUCGAUAUUGUAGCAAACGUUUUUCAACGAAAAUUUCUUAAAGAAACAGAAAUGCAUUUGAAUGCGUCAAAAAGACGCACACAUACGAUGUGCAUAGUUUCAUUGAAAAUAAAAUGAUUUAAAUAUUUAAAAAUAAUAUAAAAUCUGUUGAUGAUCAAUGUGAUUUCUAAUGAAUUAAAAGA